This is a messenger RNA of Medicago truncatula (barrel medic), 1629 nucleotides long. RefSeq names its product protein piccolo-like. The record is from RefSeq and is a predicted model, not a curated record. NCBI's taxonomy places the organism in Eukaryota, Viridiplantae, Streptophyta, Magnoliopsida, Fabales, Fabaceae. The transcript has a single exon. The coding region runs from base 1 to 1629 and encodes 542 amino acids.
AUGUUCUUUGAGACUCUGAGCCCUUGCUAUUCAGAGAAAAUGAUUGUUUGUGCAUCACAGAAAUUCACCGACCUGGUAGAGACGGGGAUACGUAUUGAGGAUUGGGCUCGUAAGGGAGCUGGUUCUUCAGGUGGUUCUGCAGGAAGUUCGGCUAAUGGUAACAAGAAGUUUGGUAAUGGUUACUCAAAAAGGAAUGCUCAAGAAGUUGGCAUGGUGGCCCAUGGCGGAUCUCAGCCUGUGUACCCUAAUCAUCCUUAUGUUGCUAACAUUACCCCACAAAUGACCGCUCCCCAGAACCCAAAUUAUCAACCACCAAGACCUCAAGGACCUUCACCAUACUAUCCACCACUAUAUCAACUACCAUACAACCCACAACAAUUCCCUCAACAACCAUAUUACCCCCAACAACCAUACCAACAAAGGCCACAAUACCCACCACAACAACAACCCCGUCCUCAAGCUCCCUACAAUCAGCAGAAUCAAAAACAACAAUUUGAUCCCAUACCAAUGACUUAUGGAGCAUUACUGCCUUCCUUGCUCGCGCAAAACCUGGUUCACACACUACAACCCCCUCGUAUUCCAGAUCCUCUCCCACGCUGGUACCGUCCUGAACUUCAUUGUGUUUAUCAUCAAGGGGCAGCAGGUCACGAUGUGGAACGUUGUUAUGCCCUCAAGAAAGAGGUCCAAAAACUGCUCAAUAGCAAAGAGUUAACUUUCGCCGACCCUGAUCAUGUUGCCCAGAACAAUCCUCUGCCUCUCCAUGGGCCGGUUGUUAAUAUGAUUCACGAUUGUCAGGAAGAUGCUUGCAUUCUCUACGCAUGUGACAUCAAGACUCCUUUGGUACCGAUACAUGUGAAAAUGUGUGAAGUAGCUCUCUUCAGUCAUGAUCACGAGGCUUGUGAGGUGUGUUCGGUGGAUUCUCGUGGUUGCAUGCAAGUACAAAAUGAUGUGCAAGGUCUCCUAGAUAAAAAGGAACUUGUGGUUACAAAGGAAAUCAAGAGCAAAAGUGUUUGUGUUGUCACCCCAAUAUUCAGAGCUAGGAGGCCGCUUGUGAUAAACCCUAACAGUGCAAAGCCCGCUGGCACUCCUCUGGUAAUCUGUGUCCCUAGGCCUGUACCUCUUUCCUCUCAGAAAGCCAUACCUUACAAAUAUGAAGGCACAAUUCUAGAACCCAGAAGUGAAACGACCUCAUCCUCUGUUGUGGACAAUAUUGCUGAGAGUAGUCAGAUUUUGAGAAGCGGCCGCGUUCUUCCUGCUGUGGUUCAGAAAAACACUAGUAUUCCGGUGGAAGAAACAGUAAAGGAGCGGAACACAGGUAAAGGUAGAGUUGGAGGGCAUCCCAAAGAGGUUGACUAUGAGGAUGCUGAUGAAAUCUUAAAGCUGAUCAAGAGGAGCGAAUACAGGGUUGUGGACCAGUUGUUACAAACCCCUGCAAAGAUUUCCAUUAUGUCUCUGUUAUCAAGCUCUGGUGCUCAUCGAGAUGCCCUGAAGAAAGUACUAGACCAGGCUUUUGUGAAUUAUGAUGUGACUUUGUGCCAGUUUGAAAGUAUUGUGGGGAAUGUGACCGCAUGUAACAGUCUGAGUUUCAGUGAUGAAGACCUCCCAGCGGAGGGGAAGAAGCACAAUUAG